Molecule: messenger RNA, 1674 nt
Organism: Theileria annulata
Lineage: Eukaryota; Apicomplexa; Aconoidasida; Piroplasmida; Theileriidae
Exons: 3
Coding region: 1-1674 (557 amino acids)
Biological process (GO): attachment of GPI anchor to protein
Cellular component (GO): GPI-anchor transamidase complex
Source: RefSeq, a predicted model, not a curated record
AUGAAAUCGCAACGACUGUUUAUUUUAUACUAUUUUUCACUAAUUUUUGGUAUCUUUUAUUUGAAAUACUUUCAUCUUUUGAAAAAUGAAACAAACUUACUUAACCUACACCGGCUGAAACUAUUUUUGAAUUUGAACCCAAAGUUUUUUAAAUACGAAUACGUUCUAUAUUAUGACCCUAAUAAUCUUCUAACUAAGAAGAUUUCAGUGAAGCUAAGCAACUUUUUAUCUUCAAAAGGGCUAUCCUCUUCAUUGUCAAACCUAGAAGCCAGCGGCUUGGAUCUUUUAUCUGACGACUUACCAGACGAUGAAUCCGAAGAUUCUACGGCUCUUGAUAAGAAGUUUGCAAUAGUAGUUAACUACGAGAAUGCCGAUAAAAAAAGUAAAUUCAAUCUCCGUGUUAAGGGCGGAAACACACUGAUUUUCACAAUAAAUUCCACAACAAUUUACUCGGAAGACCUAGUACAAAGAAUAUUUUCUUUGAUUUAUAAAUUGUUCUUUGAUACCAGUGGCCUGAAGAUCAAGGAAUACAAACCAUUCCUUGAUUUGAACUUUGUUCUACUCAGCGACAAAGGACGUGUUUCCUGGGACUUUACCAAAGAUGUCCUUUCUCCAUAUUUGAAUGUCAUUUUGUCCUCAAUUUCUCUAUUCUACGAGGUGAAUUUGCACAGCAGAGUUGUAUCUAACGUUGAUUACUACAAGAAGAUGGUCCUAAAUUCCGACAAAGAAGAAUCAGAGGAGUCUAACGAAGAAGCACUUUUUGAAUUAGGUAACCAGGAUACUAAUUUUUACAAUUUUUUUGAAGGAAUUUCAAACAUUGAUAUUUCAAUGAAGGAUCAACACUCGUUUAGACAUUCACUGAACUUUUUUGUUAUAUUAUCGUCAAAACCGACGUUUCUAAAAGACCCCUUCACGGGCCAGAAACGUGAUAGCUUCACAAUAGAUAAUUUGGGAGUUUUCACUUUUUUGAAUAAUAGAAUUAAAUCAGAUGAGUAUAAGUUAACUGAGGAGGACAUUUCCGAACUGGUGUCGACUUGGGUAACUUACAUCCGACAUAUGCAUAGUCUUCCAGCAAGUUUAAGUGAGUACGUGUUGUGGCUGUGUAACUUGGACGAAAAUCUGAUGAUGGUUUCAGAUAAUGAAUACUUCAUUUCAAAGGGACCAGAUUCCAACAACAUUUCGAUGUCUGACUCAUUCGAACUUACAUUUGACGCGCCAGCGAACGUCUCAUUUUAUCGCUUUGAGCUACUCAAACUUUCCAAGAUUUUCUACCACUGCUAUAUUAAGGGAACGCUCAUAAACUUGAAGAAAUUGUCCCAAGUGAAGAAGGUUUAUUUCAAUAACCAGGUCCCCAAAUCUACCGCAGAAUUUGUCAAGAACACUUUCUACGCGCUCGAACACUCUAUGGGUCACCUAUUCAUGCAGUCAGAAAACUCUCUCGACACUUCAUUUCCUACCCUAGUUUCCAUGGACAUGAACCAAAAGGCUCUGUCCCUGGCCAGGUUCGCCUAUUCUCAGAGUCUUGAGGCGCUCUCUGACGACCAGAUGUUCCCCAAGAACAUUCUUUCUCAUGAACACAACCUUGCUGUCUUUAUGUGCGACGUUUUUCCCUUCGUCUUCCCCGUUUUCGCCUUUUACUUGAGGAUGGGUCUGCAAAACCUAAAGUCACGAUAA